Molecule: messenger RNA, 3844 nt
Organism: Acanthopagrus latus (yellowfin seabream)
Lineage: Eukaryota; Metazoa; Chordata; Actinopteri; Spariformes; Sparidae
Exons: 18
Coding region: 331-3018 (895 amino acids)
Source: RefSeq, a predicted model, not a curated record
UCCCUCCUCUCCAGCGCGUUUCGCCAAAACGCACGGACACCUUACCUGUUAUCGUGAGUAACGUGUCGUGGUGCGUGUUGGCACAGAUAGCGUUUCAAUUUUGAUGCCCCGAGUCGAUCGUUAAUGGUGCACAAAGCGAGAAGCGUGCAUCCAGGCAACCAGUCCGGCGGCAACACGCAGACAGGAGCGAGAGGUGGAUUUCAAAGCACCACAGUUUGCUUCUCUAGGUAUUUUGUCGCAUGGACGUGAACUAAUCUGAGAGUUUUUAGAGGGAGCUCAAGUGGAUUUUUUUGUUUUGUUUUGUUUUUAUUCUUAUUUUGUUUUAAGGACAUGAUGAUUUCUUGCUCUGGUGCGCUGGCAGAGCUCAAGACUGGCCCUGUGUAUUUCUUUGACCAGCCAACAAAACGAAACAGAAUGAAAGGGACAAGAAGCAGGCUAUAUUUCAAUGUGGCAAACGAAGACACAGCACAAAGUCAAGAGAAUGACAACAAAGAAGGUGUUGAGCUCACUCCGAGGCUCUCAGGUGAAACAUGUGGGGAAGUUAAACCUGAUACCGCAUCUGAUGCGCCGAACAUAAAGGACCAAGAUCCGGUGGAUGCCUACAAGCGAGCAGCCCCUCAGUUAUUAAACGACCUGGCUCGCCUGCUUUCCCAACAUAAGUGGGCCCAGAAGGCGUGUAUUCCUCGCGGGAUUGUAAAUAUUCUGAAUUGCUCCUGGCAGGAGCUGACUGCAGGGGCGGUGCAACAGACCAACGACAAACCAGGAGGCCCCAGAGGUUCCCUGAAGUUGGAUGAAGACUGUGACAAGAACAAGAAGGAGGCAGGAGAGAGAAACUCAGUUGUUGUGGUGGAACAUGUUGGUCCCACUGUGAAAAAACCACAUGUGAGCUCAAAUCCACGCAUGAAAAAGCACAAACAAAAUAACAAGAGAGCUCACAACUCCACAACCUUCAGUUUCUCUGUCUCAUCCGACAGCAGUAAACAUCCAGCUGGAUGUGAUUUGUUUCCAGGUUGGAUUGUCCAGCCGACGCAGCCCUCCUGUGAUGACCCUCAGUGGAUCAGGUUGUGUCAGUGGGUGGUGGAUCGGCUCCAGGCGGCAAGAAAUAAUGCAAAACUGCAAACAGCUGAUCAGCACAUGAAGCCCCUCAUUCGCCGCCAUUAUGGUGACGCAAAGGAAACAGUGAAGGACAGGACAUCCAGGAGAAAAAAGGCCCAACCUGCCACUUUAGUCAACGGUUUACCCCAGAUACCAGAGGUGAAGCAGCAGGAUCCAGCACGGCAGAAACUACACUACAGGAUCAAUGACGGCUCCUCGUUCAUAUACUACCCAUCUGGUUGUAUGGCAGUAUGCCAAAGCUGCUCAGGUCUGCCCGGUGGAGGUUUCUACACCAACGUGUUCAGUGACAGCGAGUUUCCUGUUAUCAUGGCAACUAUCACAGCGUUUGGGCAUGGAGCCGUUACACACCCUCUGAGCUGUUCCAUCACUGCAGUGUGGGACCAGGAUGGUGGAUUCAUAUGUGACCAUCACGGGAACAUAACUAAGGACUGGAGCUGGCAGACAGGACGCACACCGAGGGAGAAGAUCGUGAUACAGUUGUCAGAUUUAAUCUCUGUGAGGCUGCUCAGUGGCACUUCUGCCAUGCUCCGCUUCAGCUGUAACAAAGAAAGUGUUCAUCUUCCUCUCCCUGCAUUGGCUAAACCAAAGGAAAUGCCUUGUUUGCAGACUCCAGGAAAGUUAAACUCUGAGGCUGCUCAAGACCCCCAGCUGGCGGGGAAGACAAAAUCCCCUGCUGUGGUCCUAAAAAACAAGAGGAACCUGAGGCUAACACCUGUGUCGGUGCGCUCCCGGGAGGUCCUCCAGAUGGUCAGAGAGGUGGAGGGGCUGGAGGAGCUGUCAACACAGCGGAGAAGAGGAGGGCAUGUUGGCAGGGAGCUGAAGAGGCUUCAGCAGAGAGUACGAAACAUCCUGGAUGACUGGAUGGAUUAUUAUCGCGUGGCCAUCGGGAUCAAGUGUCCUGACAUGGAGCGGAUGCCAGAUGCCCCGCUGAGGACCAGGCUGAGAAGGGAGGUACAGUCAGCUGCUCUGCCCUCUCUGAACCCACCUGAGUGGGUUGAUGCUAAGCCAGUCCAGCCCGAGGAGGACGGGGAUGAGUCGCAGGAGUUGCACGGACAUCGGUCAGCAGAGACCUGCAUCAAGCUGCCAAGGACACCCAAAAAGGGAACAAAGGCGGAGCCCCGUGUCACACAGAUAGGACCCCUUCAGAUUCACGGCAGUAUUAAACUUGAGUCACUGGUCAUUCCACACAGUCCAGAUUUGCAGCCCUCCGCCGUCACCAACCCUCCAGCCCGGCCGUCGUUCACCUCAUCCGCCCCCGUCACAGUGUGCCCAGCUCUGCUGAGAGCUGCCCUGCAGGGGGAGGGGGGGUGCAGGCGGUGCUGCUGCAGCGCUACGCUGAUGCCAGCGGUGACAGACCUGGAGUACGAUGCCUUCAUUAUGGGCCAGCCUCCACACAGUCAACAGAUCCUGGUGGUGUGUGUGACUCCGGCAAGCCAACACUUUAAUACACAUGUGGCGCCCGGCCAGGAGGUGCUGGAGCGGCUUUACAGGAGGAGGAACAAGCAGAGAACCACGCCGUGCACUCAGUGCCAGAUGGAUUCAUUUCGCCUGGUGAGGUACGAGAUGUCAACAGGGAAGCAGCCCAGCUGUGGAGCGGAGAACAUCCUGCUGCAGCAGAGACAUAACGCUGCUCCUGGGAUGGUCCUGAUGUACAUCAGAGGGAAGCUGCUGUUUGUCGGCUACGUAUUCAGUGAUCACAGUCGCUCAGUCAGGGACCUUCAAAAGCAAAUCUCCAGGAGCAGGGGAGACUACAGAUUAGGUCUGAGCCUCCCGUCGGACUACAAGCUCAGUGAUACAGUGAGUACUCCUGCAGCCAACCCCCAGGAUGCAACACUUAAAGGAGGCGAUGACAUCACACUGACCACUUCAGUUGAAAAGGGAAAGGCCAGUGAGAGGUACUAAAACACAAUCAAGUUCCUGGCAUGUCACGCCGACGACAGAGAGACUCUCAUAUCAAACCAAAGAAGACUCCAGCUCUUGCUGUUGUUCCCGUCGUCACACACUGAAUAUGCUCCAGUGACGGGAUCAAAUGCAGAUUGGCACCACUGAUUAGGUUGUAACUGAAAUGCAAAAUGUCUUGCUUUUUAUCUCAUAAUUCUGAAUUUUUUCUUUAAAUAAAUGACUUUAUAUGUAAUAAUCGUGACUUCACUGUAAUAUUUUCAACAUUUGUCUAGUAAAAUAAUCUAGUUUUUGGCCAUUUUCUCUUCACAUUUACAUCAGGUCAGUUUUUUACUUUUAUCUGCUAAUAAUGACUUUUAUCGCAGGAUUUCAAAGUUUUUUCUUGUAUUUGUGACUUUAUUAAAUGAUUUUGAUCUGAAUUUUGUCAUAUAUAACUUUUUAACCUCAUGUUCAUGACUCCACUCCAAUUCUUUAGAACCUUUAUCUCAGAAUUCUUACUUAUAGCAAAUAUUUACAAUCAAUGUCAUCUUUUUGGCAUCUAAUCUCAUAAUUAGAACGGGGUUUUUUGUGUUUUAUCUCAAUUUUGACUUUUUAUCACAGAAUCAUGACUUUUGUCUCAUCAUUUUAUGGCUUUCUUUUUUCAUAAUUACGCCUAUCUCCAUGUUGACGUUUUAUCUCAUAAUCAAUAAUUUACAAUGGGAACAUUUUAGUUCACCCAGUUUAGUUUCCAUCAUAACUUGUUGUGUGUUUUUUUUUUUCCCUCAUGGCUUCCGGCACUGAUUCUUGUAAGUAUGAUUGAGUUAUCAUCCUGCUGACAAAGUCACAUCAU